Molecule: messenger RNA, 1413 nt
Organism: Salvelinus fontinalis (brook trout)
Lineage: Eukaryota; Metazoa; Chordata; Actinopteri; Salmoniformes; Salmonidae
Product: hedgehog-interacting protein-like
Exons: 2
Coding region: 467-1012 (181 amino acids)
Source: RefSeq, a predicted model, not a curated record
CUCCUCUUCUCGCGCGCUGGUUAAAAAGAAGGAGGAAAGAGCAAGGGGAAACAUGUGAGCGCUCUGAGGAUCUAGUGAGAGACAAUUUUGUGCUUACUUUUUUGACCCAAUGCACUGUGCUGAAACGGAUUUUAAAUCAGAAGGAAGGACACAAAUUAAGCUUACUGAAAUUCUCAGAGUUUGCUUAUUAUUUGCUUUGUUUUCUUUACGAGAGAAACAUUUGUAUUUCUGGGGUAUGCCAUCAUAACCAGCACUACCAUUAAUUUAUUUUAAAUAACAUUUUUUUCUUUAGCAAAUAUUUAAUUCUGAUUACUUUAUGCGUAUAUCUUUAUUAAACUAAAUGAUUAUACUCGUUUACCUGUGAUACAGCAUAUAUAAAUAUAGAGAAUAGAGUAUUUUGUAGGUUUGCACCGUUGCUUUCAACAGUGAUUUCUCUCAUAUCUUUUGGUUCCAACGUUUUUUCAAUAUGAGGCAUUUGAAAUUUGUACUCGUGUUGGCUAUUGCAGUCAACGUUUGGGAAUGUGGGGAUUCGAAAUUUGGCGAGAAGGGGGAAAUAAGCCCGAGGAGAAGGAGAUGUUACGACGGGAGCAUGCCCAAGCGACUGAAGAAGAGGGAACGAAAACUGUCAGUGGACAGCGGUGCAAGCAGCGGGGAAGUUUGUCACAGGUUGUACCCUCGUGUGUCAUGCUGCCCAACCAGGCGUGCUGCUUAUCAGAUAGUUCACCGGCGUGAUGCCAGGAUCUUCUCCACCAAUAACACGGAGUGCAGCCGUCUCCUGGAGGAGAUCAAGUGUGCACACUGUUCGCCCAACGCCCAAGUGCUGUUCCACUCCCCCGAGUCGGACAAGGUCCCCCUCAGGGAGCCCCACCUGCCACGCCUCUGCCAGGACUACUGCCGAGAGUUCUACUAUACCUGCCGCGGACACAUACCAGGUAACCAUUCUACUACACCUACCACUAAGAUAUACCAGGUAACCAUUCUACUACACCUACCACUAAGAUAUACCAGGUAACCAUUCUACUACACCUACCACUAAGAUAUACCAGGUAACCAUUCUACUACACCUACCACUAAGAUAUACCAGGUAACCAUUCUACUACACCUACCACUAAGAUAUACCAGGUAACCAUUCUACUACACCUACCACUAAGAUAUACCAGGUAACCAUUCUACUACACCUACCACUAAGAUAUACCAGGUAACCAUUCUACUACACCUACCACUAAGAUAUACCAGGUAACCAUUCUACUACACCCACCACUAAGAUAUACCAGGUAACCAUUCUACUACACCUACCACUAAGAUAUACCAGGUAACAAAGAAGGAUGAUGAUAGUACCAUCACUACCUCAGUCAGUGCUUACACUGUAUAGGCGGAGUGAGGCACACAUAUGAACACAAAUCUCGCUCGCUC